AUGAAAACACACUAUGGCAGCACAGCUGAGUCAAUACGCCGAUUGAGUUGCCCACCGCUCAAGUGUUGUUUGCGGCAGUCGAGUCUAGACAGCAGCAAAUUGGAUGAGGGGUGGAUUGAAGACAUAUUCUUUGCCCAUUUUGACGUAGGCUUGUGCUCUAAUGUUUGCUUUAUGAAAGCAAAAGUUACAGUAUGUGACCCCAGUGAGGUCCACGUAUUGGCGGAAAGGUCGUUCACGAAUUUAUCAAGUGAUGCUU
Messenger RNA from Plasmopara halstedii, 256 nucleotides. RefSeq lists its product as uncharacterized. The annotation marks the transcript as partial. The transcript has a single exon. The record is from RefSeq and is a predicted model, not a curated record. Lineage: Eukaryota; Oomycota; Peronosporomycetes; Peronosporales; Peronosporaceae.